Esox lucius (northern pike) is the source of this 4010-nucleotide messenger RNA. RefSeq names its product amyloid beta (A4) precursor protein-binding, family A, member 2b (gene apba2b). The record is from RefSeq and is a predicted model, not a curated record. Gene Ontology annotation, cellular component: cytoplasm; plasma membrane; dendritic spine. Bases 201 to 2738 code for a protein of 845 amino acids. The transcript is spliced from 14 exons. Lineage: Eukaryota; Metazoa; Chordata; Actinopteri; Esociformes; Esocidae. Gene Ontology annotation, molecular function: amyloid-beta binding; protein binding. Gene Ontology annotation, biological process: chemical synaptic transmission.
CUUUCUCUGGAUGUGAUGUGAUCCGGUACAAGUGUCUUGGAAGCAUCAUCAGCUUUCACAAUUGUGAAAGGGAGGGGACUGGAGCGAACGAAGAACAUACGUUGAAUUAAGCAGGUACGCCAGGAAAUAGAUUGCAUCAUCCACCAAACUACAACUAUUGGACUAAAUCCAUUACAGACAUGCAGGUCUUGUAACCAACGAUGGCUUACAGGAAGAGGCCAGGGACCAGUGGCUGCAGCAUGGUGGAGCCCCCCUCCCAGGCCCCCUGCUCUGCCCCCUAUCCCCCGGAGCAACACAGCCUGGAGCAGGAGGAGGCACUUGAGGGAGGAGAGGAGGAGGAGGAGGAGGACGUCCGCUACUGCAGCCAGCAGGGCCUGGAGCCAGAGAUGACGGACAGUCGUCCUGCCACGCCUGCUACACCAGAACAUGACCCCCAGCAUGACCCCGGUCAGGUUCACUUGGACCGCAACGAUCACGACGACCACAGUCACAGCGACUGUCACAGUCACCACGAGGUAGACUGCCAUGUCCGUGACCACGGUCACGAACACGAAGCCUGCCACGGUCACCACCAUGACCACGCUGACAGCCUGGACGGAGACUCCAGCUCCGACUAUGUCAACAACACUUCGGAGGAUGAGGACUACGACGAGGGCCUGCCGGAGGAGGACGAGGGCGUCACGUACUACAUCCGCUAUUGUCCUGAGGAUGACAGCUACCUGGAGGGCAACGUGGACUGUAACGAGGCUGAGGUGGAAUACGCCAGCAGCACCGUGCAGCAGGUCCAGUCUGAGAAGCCCACCCACACAGACGACUGCCAGGAGGCGGUGGAGGAGUGGGUGGAGGGAGACGUGGGGGAGGUGCGCUGCGAGGUGGUGGAGCAAGACCCGGAUGAGCAGAUCUACGACGGGCGACCGCAGCCCAUCCUCGACCACCACCCCCACCCCGCCAACCUCCUGCAGGAGGAGGAAGAGGAGGAGGGGGACGACAGCGAGGAGUUCCUCCCCAACGAAGAGGCAGAGGAGGAGAGAGAUGGGGUCGGCUAUACUGGGGACUACUACGCCCCAGAGGACAAUGGGAACUCUGUGGUUCACGUAGGGAGGUCUCCGUACCGUGGCCGUAAGGUGGUGGUGGAGGGGGAGACGGGGGAGGAGGCGGAGGAGGACAUUGACCAGAUAGUGGCCGAGAUCAAGAUGAGCAUGAGCAUGGGGAGUCUGAGCAGUGGAGGCACCGACCCAGGCCACAGUCCUGAGGAGCUGCUGGCCGACCCACCUGAGGCCCCGGCCAAGCUCGAAACCCCCACCCCCCACCGCCACGACAGCCGACCCAAGUCCCUCAAACUCCCCUCCACACGGCACAACCACCCCGAUCUCCAGAGGGGUUUCAAGGUGCGCUCCCGCACCCCGGAGGAGCGACAGAAGUGGGCUGAAGAACAGAUGACCAAUGAGGCAGAGCAGCCCAGGAAACAGCAGCGCUCUGACCUCAAUGUGCCUCUGGAGAACAACAACGUCCCUGAGCAAACAAAGAAGGCUGCAUCUUUCCCCAGCUUUGUUGAUGUUCCAGGGCCCUGCGAGCCAGAGGAUCUUAUUGAUGGCAUCAUCUUUGCUGCUAACUACCUGGGCUCCACCCAGCUGCUCUCUGAAAGGAACCCGUCCAAGAACAUCCGCAUGAUGCAGGCCCAGGAAGCAGUCAGCCGGGUCAAGAGGGUUCAGAAGGCUGCCAAAAUCAAGAAAAAGGCGAGUCCAGAGGGGGAUGCACAGACACUGACGGAGGUGGACCUCUUCAUCUCCACCCAGAGGAUCAAAGUGCUCAAUGCAGACACCCAGGAGACCAUGAUGGACAAUGCCUUGCGUACCAUCUCCUACAUUGCCGACAUCGGCAACAUUGUGGUGCUGAUGGCGAGACGCCGUAUGCCUCGCACAGCCUCCCAGGACUGCAUCGAGACGACACCCGGAGCGCCAGAGGCAAAGAAGCAGUACAAGAUGAUCUGCCAUGUGUUUGAGUCCGAGGACGCCCAGCUCAUAGCCCAGUCGAUUGGGCAGGCAUUCAGUGUGGCCUACCAGGAGUUCCUGAGGGCUAACGGCAUCAACCCGGAGGACCUCAGUCAGAAGGAGUACAGUGACAUCAUCAACACGCAGGAAAUGUACAACGACGACCUCAUCCACUUCUCCAACUCUGAGAACUGCAAAGAGCUGCAGUUGGACAAGCAGAAGGGGGAGAUUCUGGGUGUGGUGAUAGUGGAGUCUGGCUGGGGAUCCAUUCUGCCCACGGUCAUCCUGGCCAACAUGAUGAACGGUGGGCCGGCGGCCCGCUCCGGGAAGCUCAGCAUCGGAGAUCAGAUCAUGUCCAUCAACAACACAAGCCUGGUGGGGUUGCCGCUCGCCACCUGUCAGGGAAUCAUCAAGGGCCUGAAGAACCAGGUCCAGGUGAAACUGAACAUCGUCAGCUGUCCCCCUGUCACCACCGUACUCAUCAAGAGGCCAGACCUCAAGUACCAGCUGGGCUUCAGUGUCCAGAAUGGGAUUAUCUGUAGCCUGAUGCGUGGGGGUAUUGCUGAACGAGGAGGUGUCCGGGUUGGCCAUCGCAUUAUUGAGAUCAACGGACAGAGCGUUGUGGCUACAGCACAUGAAAAGAUUGUCCAAGCACUCUCCAACUCGGUGGGAGAGAUUCACAUGAAAACGAUGCCAGCCGCCAUGUUCAGACUCUUAACCGGACAGGAGACCCCUAUGUUUAUAUAAACCAAGGACAGACCCGGUUCUCCACAGAGGGGCUGCGUGCAGCGUCUGUUUACAGUCCAGUUGAAGAGCUCUGGGUGGAUGAGACACGACUAGCAGACUAAUGAGUGUUUGACGAUGGUCAGUGGGCCAGGCGCCUCCUUUCUCUCCUUUGUGUUGACUUUUUUCAUCCGUCUUUUUGGAGCUAACGUUCAUUCACCUGACACUCCUGAUAUUCUGCCAAUGUUAAUACUUACUAAAGAUGUUUCCCUUCUGUAUCUGUGUUGUCAGUGUUCAGUAAGACUACAUGGAAUGCAUUGUUUUGUUUUUAUAUUCAUAUCAAUGUAAUAUUGUACCUGUAUAUUGUUUCUUUUUGUAUUUAUUUUUUGGUGUAAAUACAUAUUUUGCUAAUGUGUUUUAAGUAAUGGGAAAGAGCCAUUGUUGCUCUGUAUAUAUUUGUUGACAUUUCCUGCUGGUUUGAGCAGGGAAGAGGGCCCUUGACUGCUAAAGGACGGUUGAAAGCCUGUUGUCACUCUAAUUUAUAUGGACAAUAAAAGUGUUUGGGAGGGAACUUAAUAUCAUUUAGUUGAUUUACUUUAUAUCAAGCCAAUGCAAUCAGCAGAGGUUGUAUCUUACAAAACGCCAUAUUCCUUCAAAUUUGAACUUAGUUUCAUUUCAGAGGGCAAUACAAAAGUUCAACCUCAUCCAGACGACGUGAGGUAACAUGUAAAUGUUUUUGACUAGUGUGCAAGUAUUUUUUUAAAGUCUGGUUGUCAAUAUACCUUUUGGACAGCAUUGGCUCACACAUUUUAUCUAGUCGAUUUAAAAUGAUUGAACUUUUAAAAAAGGAUUUUAAAAGCAUAAGCAAUGUAUAAAAUUUGAACGUCCAUUUUCUGUGUGUGCUAUGAAUGUUCAUCUUUUGUGUUCCACCCAAACAGACACUCAUGAGUCGAUAGUGAAUGUAAUGUGUUGUAAGAGCUGUGUCCAUUGACAUAAGCAGUAUUAGAAUGACUGUACUUAAAGAGAACCUUGUCUAGUAUUGUGCUCAUAAGCAUCCGUUAGUCACUGCAAAUGUCAUCCCUCUCUCCUGGGUUGUGCUUCAGCCUUAAGAAAGAUGAAUCAAGAAUCCCACUGUGACUGAGGAAGCCUUAUGAUUGAGUUAAGGCUUUUAACAUGCAUUGUACUAAAAAUGUCAUUUUAAAAUUAACAAUAUGAACAUUUAUCUGUGUGCAUGCCUCUUACUAUAGUAUCUAGUCAUUAUGGCAAAGAUAACAAUAAAAUCUCAAAUAAACCCCA